This is a messenger RNA of Lottia gigantea (owl limpet), 1587 nucleotides long. RefSeq lists its product as hypothetical. Gene Ontology annotation, molecular function: guanyl-nucleotide exchange factor activity. Gene Ontology annotation, cellular component: plasma membrane. Lineage: Eukaryota; Metazoa; Mollusca; Gastropoda; Lottiidae. The record is from RefSeq and is a predicted model, not a curated record. Gene Ontology annotation, biological process: Ras protein signal transduction; positive regulation of GTPase activity. The transcript has 11 exons. The annotation marks the transcript as partial.
AAGCGUUCCAGUCUACCCCGAAUGAAAAGUUACGAUGCUGUUGUUUUUGAUGUACUCAGAGUCUCUCCUGAUGAUUUUGCUAGUCAAAUAACAUUAAUGGAUUUACCAGUAUUCCAAGCCAUCCAGCCAGAUGAAUUAACAUCGUGUGCCUGGACAACCAAGACUAAAUUAAUUCGAGCUCCGUACGUGGUAGCCUUUACUCGUAGGUUUAAUCAUGUGAAUUUUUGGGUGCAGAAAGAAAUUUUAAAUUGUCAGACGCUGAAAACAAGAGCAGAAGUUUUAUCCCAUUUUAUAAAAAUAGCCAAGAAAUUACACGAUUUAAACAACCUCCACGCUGUCAUGGCGGUGAUAUCUGCGUUGCAGAGUGCUGCCAUCUUCAGGCUGUCCAAAACAUGGAUGAUGCUAUCAAAGAAAGAUAAAUCUAUCUACGAGAAGAUGGCUGAUCUCUUCUCAGAGAAUAAUAAUCGGCAGAAAUUACGAGAUUACAUGGACAACGUCAAAUUACCCUGUAUUCCUUAUCUAGGUCUCUAUCUAACUGAUCUGAUCUAUAUCGAUGUGGCUCACCCCCAUCAUGGAGGAUUAGAAAGUCAACCUAGAAGACUACAGAUGAAUAAUAUACUCAGAGUUAUUGCCGAUUUCCAACAGUCUAAUUAUGAAAACCUAACAGUAUUAGAACAUGUACAGAAUUAUCUGAAAUCUGUUCGAUAUAUUGAAGAAUUACAGAAAUUUGUCGAGGAUGAUAAUUAUAAAUUAUCGUUAAAACUGGAGCCAGCUACUAGUCAGGGUGUACCGUCAACGUCUGGAGAAGACAUUACGAUCAAUAUCCUACCUCCCUCUCCAGCAACCGAGCCUCGUCCUGGUUGUCUCUCCGUCGGUGGUUCGUCUAGAUACGCCCCUGGUCAUCGGAAAUCUCGUAGCUUAACGGCCAAUUUUAUGAGUUGUACUCAUCCUCAAGUUGAGAAGAGCUACAGUCUUCCGUCGAGAACGACAGCACCGUAUGUCCAGGGUAUCAGACAUCUUUUAGAUGAUAGUGUAUUAGAAGAGGAAUCACCGUGUGCCUCUAGUGAUGGCUCUGUUUACAUGACCGGUAAUAAAUGUUAUCCCUGUUUCAGGAUGCCAUGGGGAACGGAAGAAACAACAGGAGAAAUUUAUCAGGCUGCGUUUACGUGCGAAGGAUGUCUACGUCGUAAAACUUUGCUCAAAGACGGGAAGAAACCAACUGUAUCGUCAUGGUCACGAUACUGGGUUGCAUUAUGGGGAACAAAUUUAUUAUUUUAUCCGGCCAAAUCACUCAGGGGCUCCGAUAGAACAGCGUUUAAAACUAAUCCAAGUAAGAUGACGUCGAUUGUUGGUUGGAUGGUCGUAUUAGGUGAUAACCCUCUACACCCAGACGCCUUCCAACUCACUGAUCCUAAUCGAGGAAAUGUCUAUAAGUUACGAGCUGGCAGCCAAUCACAGGCUUUACAAUGGUGUAGAAAUUUGAGCGAGGCGUCGAAACGAUUUAAUUCUAGGGUAGGUAACUUUGGUGGUUUUUUUGUAAAGUUUUUUCAGCAGAAAUUAGAUUUGAAUUUCAUUAGAAGGAGUUAA